Messenger RNA from Mollisia scopiformis, 1594 nucleotides. RefSeq lists its product as uncharacterized. The record is from RefSeq and is a predicted model, not a curated record. The transcript is spliced from 2 exons. Gene Ontology annotation, biological process: regulation of transcription by RNA polymerase II. Gene Ontology annotation, molecular function: zinc ion binding; DNA-binding transcription activator activity, RNA polymerase II-specific. Bases 196 to 1455 code for a protein of 419 amino acids. NCBI's taxonomy places the organism in Eukaryota, Fungi, Ascomycota, Leotiomycetes, Helotiales, Mollisiaceae.
CUUUUCCAUCUAAGUUCAUAUUCUUGGAUUAGGACUAGAAGAAACACAUCAGAACUCUGCCAUUAAUUCAAUCAUCAGAAUCUCUUCAGAUCUACGAAACACGAAAUACGAAGCCUCAACAUUUCUGGAAUUCUGCAUGUUCCUCGCAAUCACGCUCUUAGCAAUUGAGAAUUACUUCCUUGCUCAGCUACGACCAUGACUUCGUCACUGCGGAAAACACGCAGAACUCACCAAAAGUCUAGGGCUGGUUGUUUUGAAUGCAAGUAUCGCAAAGUGAAGUGCAAUGAAGCGAGGCCUGUAUGCUCGGGUUGCACUAAGUGGGAAGUCCGGUGCGAGUACCCAUGCGCUAGAAAGUCGGAGAGCAAGAUCAAGCACCAAAAGAACAUGGCGAUAUUGCGCCGCCAGCUAUCAGCGUCAAGUGAUAGAGAGCUCACAUAUGAAGGGAAUGGCUCUCCAACUUCCGGAAAUUCUCUCCUUCCGGUACCUGCAUAUGAACCGCAGCUAAACAAGCCCAUCGGUUAUUUCGAUGUGAACGACAUGCAUCUAUGGCAUCACUUCAUCAAGUCUACGGCGUCCACACUCUAUAACCCCUGGCUUACCGAGCUACCCCACGAAGCUCUCCAUUGUGACUACCUCAUGCACGGAAUCCUGGCAACCAGUGCAGUCCACCUCGCACACCUUCACUCGGACCAGAAAGAUAAAUACAACCUCUUGGCCUGCCAACAUCAAGAUCUCGCACUCGGACCCUUUCAAAAAGCUUUCGCUGAAAUGGACCCCGAGAAUUGCGUUAACCUAUUCGCUUUCUCCACCCUCCUACAUUUAUUCAGCUUCGUUUCCGAUUGGGCUCCAAAAUCCCCUCUUCCUGCUACAUAUCAACCUCCUUCCCUCCAAAGUUUGUCACAGUGGAUAUUCUGUAUUCGCGGUUGCUCUCUCAUCGUUUUCCAAGCUAGACCUGCUAUCGAAGCCAGCCCGUUCGGUCGCCUGAUCGACAAAGGCAAAGCCUUGCAGAGAUCUUUGGAAAUGGGUGCUCUUCUAUCGCCUGCAGACGACGAAUCUCUCACGAGAGUGAAAGACGUGGCUCUGGAUCUCCCAGAAACAAAACGUAUCACAACGGUCGAAGAAAUGGAAGCUUACGAAGAUGCAAUCUUCCGACUCCGCAAUCUCCUCGCUGGAACGAACGAAGCUGAUGAUCCCGUUAUGCGCAGAGCAGCGACAUAUAUCUGGCCCGUCUGGGUGUCAGAGACAUAUGUUCGAUUACUUGCAGAGAAGAAGCCGCCUGCUUUGAUUAUCUUGGCACACUAUUGUCUGCUAUUGAUGAAAGCGGCUGGGGUUUGGUUCCUAGAGGCAAGACUCACAGGGCUUUUUAAUUGUAUUCUGGAAGAGCUUGGAGAAGAAUGGUGGUCGUAUAUUGAACAUCCGAUGAAGAUGUUCAGGGAGAUGUAUGAAUCUGGUUAGGUUAGGUUUGGGUGGCAAAUUUCAGCAUCCGAAAUACGAGAUACGAUAAAUGUUUCCCAGUACCUCUCUCAUUCUUUAAAGGCCAAUGGAGUUUCAAGAAUCGUCAGGAUAUAUAGUAUGAUGGAAAUUCCAGUUCCGU